Molecule: messenger RNA, 1095 nt
Organism: Schistocerca serialis cubense
Lineage: Eukaryota; Metazoa; Arthropoda; Insecta; Orthoptera; Acrididae
Exons: 4
Coding region: 1-1095 (364 amino acids)
Biological process (GO): sensory perception of smell; detection of chemical stimulus involved in sensory perception of smell
Cellular component (GO): plasma membrane
Molecular function (GO): odorant binding; olfactory receptor activity
Source: RefSeq, a predicted model, not a curated record
AUGGGAGAUCAGAUAAAGAGGCACGGGGCGGUGUCCGUGGUGGAUGUUUUGCGGCACAACGUGAUGCUCCUCAGGCUGAGCGGCGCGUGGCCGCCAGAGGGGGCGCGCGCAAGUAGGUGGUCCCGGCUCUACCCGCUGUACACGGCCAGCAUCUUCCUCAGCCAGGGACUCUGCAUCGCCAUGGGCCUGCUGCACGCCUACGAGUCGUGGGGCGACACCGACAGCAUCAUGCUCACGUUCGUCAACACGGCCACCCUGCUCGGCGGCGUCAUCAAACUGGCGCACUUCUGCAGCCACGUCGCAGACUACCGCCAGCUGGUCACCGACCUCCGCGACGUCGUCCGCUUGCAAUGGCCGGACUGCGAGCGGGACUCGGAGCUCAUGGCCACAUUCAGCGGCUCCUACCGCGGCGCCCUGAGGCUCACGUUCGGCAUGAUAACCUACCUCCACUUUGUGGGGCCCAUCUGGUACGUGAUGCCCGUAGUCGCCUGGGCCAUGGGAGCGGAGGGGCGACAUCUACCCUUCAUCGACUUGCGGGGCACCGUAAAGGAAAAUUACUCACUGUACCUCUUAAUCUACCUGGUGCAGUGCCAUUCCAUUUUCUACUGGUGCUUCAUCAGCCCCAGCCUAGACAUGUUCUUCGUUACAUGCAUGAUCCACGUGGCUGCUCAGCUUAGUAUCCUCAACACGCGCCUGACCGACAAUCCAGAAGGAAAUUCUAGUUUGAAAUGCUUCAUGUAUCUUCCCAUGCCAGCGUUACAGAUAUUCAUCUACUGCUAUGGUGGCCACGAACUAAUUGAUCAGGGCCUCGGAGUGUCGCUGUCGGCAUACAGCUGUGAGUGGGUCGGCGCCACCCGGCGUGACACCUCGUCGCUGCUCAUGCUGAUGUGCAGGGCGCAGAAGCCGCUGCAGCUGACCGCAGGCAAGCUCUACCCCAUCAACAGGAUCACGUUUGUUUCCAAUCCGUUUGAGUGUAACCUUGAUACUGAGCCAGAUGAAACACAGUUGAAACUCACUGAUUUGCAAGCGAAUAACUUGCUGGAAGAGCAGUACAGAGAAGGAGAUCUUGUAGCAGUUGGCAACUACCUGAUGUGA